Messenger RNA from Drosophila kikkawai, 2465 nucleotides. RefSeq names its product nuclear valosin-containing protein-like. Gene Ontology annotation, cellular component: nucleus. The record is from RefSeq and is a predicted model, not a curated record. Gene Ontology annotation, biological process: proteolysis; ribosome biogenesis. NCBI's taxonomy places the organism in Eukaryota, Metazoa, Arthropoda, Insecta, Diptera, Drosophilidae. Gene Ontology annotation, molecular function: RNA binding; zinc ion binding; ATP hydrolysis activity.
AAGAACGAAUGAACUUGAGCGCGCGGCAUUAUUCUGAUAUAAAAAAUAACAGUGCGAUCUGCAAUUAUUGCAGUAGGAAUAAAGCACUUAAGUCUGUCUAUAGCGAUUCUGCUGUUAAUUCGGGCAAAUCUAACUACCAGCAGCAGAAUAAUCAUCAAUCGAAUCGAGGCUCCUCCAACCGACACCGUAAGUACAAAAAAGAGAUAGAUGUGCAGCACAUCACGGAGUGUUUCCGCGAAAUUGGCGGCAUGGAGGAUACGCUUAAGGAGCUUUGCGAGAUGUUCAUACACAUUAAGUCGCCGGAUUUCUAUUUUCAAUUGGGACUGAUGCCCUCGAGGGGUAUCCUGCUGCACGGACCACCCGGCUGCGGCAAGACCUUUCUGGCCCGUGCCAUAAGUGGACAACUGAAGAUGCCGCUGCUUGAAGUGCCGGCCACUGAGCUAGUUGGUGGCAUAUCCGGUGAGUCCGAGGAGCGCAUACGCGAGGUCUUUGAACAGGCCGUGUCCUUUUCGCCUUGUGUUUUGUUCAUUGAUGAGAUCGAUGCCAUUGCCGGUGACCGCCAGCACGCUGCCAAGGACAUGAAUCGUCGCAUUGUAUCGCAGCUGAUAAGCAGCUUGGAUAACAUGAGGAUGAACGAGCUUGGCCACUCAGUGAUAGUGAUUGCUGCCACCACGCGUCCUGAUGUCCUAGAUCCCGGCCUGCGUCGUAUUGGUCGCUUUGAUCACGAAUUUGCUUUACGCAUACCGACGCGCAAGGAGCGUCGCGAGAUCCUCCGUCUUCAGUGCGAAACCUUGACCGUUGAUCCUAAACUGAACUAUGACAAGAUAGCUGAGCUAACACCAGGAUAUGUGGGCGCCGAUCUAAUAGCCCUCGUUUGCCGUGCCGCCCACGUGGCGGUGAAGAAUAGGUCCCUCAAGAAGUUCCGGGAACUUCACAAGGCCAAUGAGCUGAAUAUGACCACUGUGACGCUGGAUGACGAUGAGGAGGCAGCGGACAGAGUUUCCGAAAAGGAAGUGGAUGUAAAGCCAAAUGGUGACGUCGAAAUGAAAGUCGAAGCUGAUGGCGAGAAGGAGGAAAAGGAGAAAGAGAAGAUUGAAAAGGAAGCCGGUGCUGAGAGCGAUAAGGAGGAAAAUAAGGAAGCGGAGAAGUCGAAGGAGGUCGAAAUAGUAGUCGCAGCUGAAACCAAGAGUCCCAAAAAGGCAGCGCCAAAGAAUGACAAUGAAAAAGAUAAAUCUAAUGAAGAUAAGGAGGAGGAGAUGGCAGCUAAAACCGAAACUAAAGCCUCCAAGGAGGCCGCGCCGACUAAUGGCCAAAUAAAGAAAACAACGGACUCUAAAAUGGAGGUGGACGAGAAGAAGGACGAAGAUGAGAAGGAGGACGAAGACGAGAAGGAGAACGAUCCUUCCAAGGAGAGCUCCUCCGAAAACGAAUAUUACGAGCCUACACUGGCUGAGCUAACCAACUUUCUGGACAAUCGCCCCGACGACUUCUCCGAUCCAAACUUCUGCCUCACCCUGGCCGACUUCCUGGAAGCCAUCAAGGGAAUGCAGCCAUCCGCCAAGCGUGAGGGCUUCGUUACGGUGCCGGACACUACUUGGGAGGACAUUGGAGCCUUGCAUGAUAUUCGCGAAGAGCUGAAGCUGGCUGUGCUGGCGCCGGUCAAAUAUCCGGACAUGCUGGAACGCCUCGGACUGACCGCUCCCUCUGGAGUCUUGCUCUGCGGUCCGCCGGGAUGCGGUAAAACUCUCUUGGCCAAGGCCAUUGCCAAUGAGGCUGGCAUAAACUUUAUAUCGGUGAAGGGUCCAGAGCUGAUGAACAUGUAUGUGGGUGAGAGCGAACGUGCUGUGCGCGCCUGCUUCCAACGUGCCAGGAACUCGGCCCCCUGCGUCAUCUUCUUCGACGAGUUCGACUCGCUCUGUCCCAAGCGUUCCGAAGGCGGCGAUGGCAACAACUCAGGGACACGCAUUGUCAACCAACUGCUGACCGAAAUGGAUGGUGUGGAGGAGCGCAAGGGUGUUUAUAUUUUGGCGGCCACCAAUAGACCCGAUAUAAUCGAUCCAGCCAUUCUGCGUCCAGGUCGUUUGGACACAAUUCUCUACGUGGGCCUACCGGAGGAAAGCGAGCGUGCCGAUUUUCUAAAAGCCAUCACAAAGAACGGAAAGCGUCCUUUGCUGGCUGAUGAUGUGAAUCUUGACAAGAUUGCUGCACAAACUGAAGGCUACACUGGUGCCGACUUGGCGGGAUUGGUUAAGCAGGCUUCCGUGUUCACCCUGCGUCAAUCUCUGAACGAUGGCAACACAAACCUUGACGAUUUGUGUGUGCACAACCAGCAUUUCAAAGAGGCUCUACUUCAGCUUCGCCCCUCAGUUAAUGAACAGGAUCACAAGAUUUACAAGAAACUGCGCGAGAAAUACGCUGCACCCAGGGUGCCAAUCGUUAAUAAUAAGUAACUUUCUCAACAAUAA